AUUUUAUUAACUAAAUUAACUCCAAACACUUUACUCUUUAAAAAUGUCUACUGCUAAAGAAAUGAAAACUGUCACUGCCUCUACGAUCGAGAAGUACCAUCCUUUUGAUCAACUUUCCGGUGAUGAAAUCAUUGAAGUUGCUACCAUUACCCGCCAAUCUAAGCCCGAUGUUGAUUUCGUUUUCAACACCAUCACUCUUAAGGAACCCAAGAAGGAUUUAAUGCUUUCUUAUCUCGGAUGGGAUACAUCCAGACCUCGUGUGACCAAGAUUGAGCGUGAAGCUCUUGUGGUUGCUUUGGAAAAGAAGACCAUGAAGUGUUAUGAAGGUAUUGUUUCAUUGACUUCUCGUACUCUCAAGACAUGGAAGUACAUUCCCGAUGUCCAACCUAUUUUGACUAUGGAUGAAAUGUUUGACGUUGAACAACUUGUGAUGAAGGAUGAAAAGGUGCGUCGUGAGUGUCUUGAACUUGGUAUUACCGAUAUGUCUCAAGUAUUUUCUGAUCCUUGGGCUAUCGCUCGUCAUGUUGCUCAUCCCGGCCGUGAGAAGCGUAUGAUGCAAGCUCUCAUGUACAUGCGUACUUGUGAGGAUGACAAUCAAUAUGCUCAUCCUUUGGAUUUCGUUCCUAUUGUCGAUCUUGGUCGUAUGGAAGUGAUUUCAAUCGAACGUAUUGCACCCAGAGAUUCCAAGUUUACUCGUCCUACAAUUCCCCAAGAAAACCAUAACUUUUUGCCUGAAUUCAUCGGAGAAGAAAAUUACCGUAAGGAUCUUAAGCCUAUUCUUAUCCAACAACCUCAAGGUGUCUCUUUCACCGUCAAGGGUAGUGAAAUUGACUGGCAAAAGUGGAACAUGCGCAUUUCUAUGAACUAUCGUGAAGGUCUUGUCAUUCAUAAUGUCAGCUACCAAGAUGGUGCCGAGAAGCGUCCUCUUUUCUACCGUAUCUCUCUUUCCGAAAUGGUUGUCCCUUAUGCUGACCCUUCUGCUCCUCAUUACCGUAAGCAUGCUUUUGAUGUCGGAGAGUAUGGUUUAGGUCUUUGUACCAACAGUUUGUCUUUGGGAUGUGAUUGUCUUGGUUCUAUCUACUAUUUUGAUGCUAACUUCAAUGAUCAUGAGGGUAAGCCUUUCCACGUUCCUAGUGCUAUUUGCUUGCACGAAGAAGAUUAUGGUAUUUUGAUGAAGCAUACCGAUUACCGUAACGGUCGUGCUCAUACCAUCAGAUCAAGAAGAUUGGUAGUUUCUCAAAUUGUUACUGUUGCCAACUACGAUUAUGGUCUUUACUACUACUUUUACCAAGAUGGUACAUUUGAGUAUGAGGUAAAGGCUACUGGUGAGCUUAACACUCAUGUUUUGGCUGAAGAUGAAACCACUGGUGGCUUCGGUACAAUUGUUGCACCUCAAAUCAACGCACAAUAUCAUCAACAUUUCUUCACCAUGCGUAUCGAUCCCAUGAUUGAUGGUCAACAAAACUCUAUUCAACAGGUUGAUACCUACUCUUUGGACUACCCUACUGGUCACCCCAAGAACCUUACUGGUAACGGUUUCACUAGUAAAUAUACCAUUCUCAAAGAUACCAAGGAAGGUCAAGCCACUGCCAAUUAUGAUACUUCCAGAUUCUGGAAGAUCGUUAACCAAGACAAGAUUCAUCCUUAUGCCAAAACUCCUAUGGGUUGGAAGAUUUCUUCUGGUCACACUGCUCCUUUAUAUGCUAAGCAUGAUUCACUUGUUGCUGAACGUGCAGGAUUUGCCAAGAAGACAUUGUGGGUCACACCUUAUAACGAAGACCAAAUGUUUGCUGGUGGAUUCUACUGUAACCAAUCUGCUGGCGAUGACACUGUUGAAAGAUGGGCAAAUGAUAAGGUGCAAGAUAUUGAACAAAAGGAUAUCGUCUUGUGGUACACCUUUGGUAUUACUCAUUUACCCAGAGUGGAAGAUUUCCCCAUCAUGCCUGUUGAAUAUUGUGGUUUCACUAUGAAGCCUUGCAACUUCUUUAUGCGUAACCCUGCCUUGGAUGUCCCCCCUACCAACAAAAAAAUCAACCAUUCCGUUCUUGCUAGUGCUGAAAAGAAGGACAACUGUUGUUCAAACAAGCUUUAAAAUACUUUUUUUUUGCUGAGCAAAAAAAAACCAAAUCCACUGUACAAUAUACACACACAAUUAUCCCAUUUACAUUUUAUAUAACAAUAAAAUAAUUCUUACUGUUUAAAGAAAAA
Mucor mucedo is the source of this 2208-nucleotide messenger RNA. RefSeq names its product copper amine oxidase. The coding region runs from base 44 to 2092 and encodes 682 amino acids. NCBI's taxonomy places the organism in Eukaryota, Fungi, Mucoromycota, Mucoromycetes, Mucorales, Mucoraceae. Gene Ontology annotation, molecular function: quinone binding; primary methylamine oxidase activity; copper ion binding. Gene Ontology annotation, biological process: amine metabolic process. The record is from RefSeq and is a predicted model, not a curated record. The transcript has 4 exons.